CCUACAUGAGCUGUAGACACGUACACCACCAAUGUCUGUCAGCUGUUUUCACCUCUAUUCAGCUGCCAUUUCCCCACCUGCCUGAGUCUGACAGACCUGAGGGAGGUGGCAGACUAUAUAAGAGCAGAACUCUAGUCUAAAAAGCUGAUCACACAAAGAAAUUGGUCAAUUUUACCUCCACACAUUUUCUGAGAGAAUCCUCGAUGUGUAAAGGCCUCUCCUACCUGCCAUCCUCAUGCCUGGAAAAGGCAAAAGGGAUGAGGGUGAAGUUAAGCCACCUGGCUGAAACUCACCACAAGCACAAGGUUCAGGAUGGAAAAACUCCUCAGGAUUUGGAGUCUUUGCUCAACAACAAGACUGGUCUGGAGGUGUUUCGUGGUUUCCUGCAGUCUGAGUUCAGUGAGGAGAACCUUGAGUUCUGGCUGGCGUGCGAAGACUACAGGGUUUCUCCUUCAAACCUGCAGAGGACCAAGGCUGAUGGGAUCUACAGCCAGUUUAUUAACCCUGACGCCCCGCAGGAGGUAAACUUGGAUGCUGAGACCCGUGAGGGGCUGCUGAGUGUGAUGGAUUCUCCUUGUGUUGACACGUUCAACAAAGCGCAGCAGAGGAUCUAUAACCUGAUGGCGAAGGACUCGUUCCCUCGGUUCCUGCGUUCUUCUCACUGCAUGGAGGCCAUUUGGGAUUUUUAAACAUAUAAUAAUCAUAGCGUGUAUAUAUAUAUAUAUAAUAUGAUUAAACCACACAGACCUGCUUUAGAAAUGAGUGCUGAUAUGUCUGUGCUGCUUCACUUUGUUCACUGUAUUUUAUCAUUUAACAAACAGCUUGUUUUGUGAUGGUUUCUCAGAUGCUUGUGUUGUGUCUGUGUAUUAUCAAAUGUGUGCUGCUGUUUGUUUGUAGCUGAAUAAUAUUUUAUUAAAAUCAUGAAGCUAAAUGUCAAAACAGCAUAAAUGUUGAAAACUACAAAUGAAAUCCACAAGAAUAAAUGAUAAAUACCUCAUUAAAGAGACUGUAACACUACUAUAAAAAUGUGGUCAGUAGUUACUUUAAAAAACACAAAACAAAACAUAUACAUAAAAACAAACUGAUGUCUUAUUCACAAGACAAUUAAGAUGUUCUUUUAAAAGUUAAUUAAAUGGACUUUCAACAAUUGUUAAAGUUUAUUAUAUUUGCUAAAUAUUUCACACCAGGAUAUUUCUACCUUUAACAAAUCUCUAGGUAAAAUUAGAUUUACUUCAAUAAUUUUACCUCAUUUUCUUCAAGAAUUGAUAAAAAAAAGACUAAAAACACUUUACAUUCAUUAAAGUGUCAAGACAGUUAAAUGUGGCACAAUUAAAAUGCAGAAAAGGUUAUAAAUUACGUGGAAAUUUAGAAUAACUGAAGCCAAUGAGUUAAAAAAAAAAAAAAAAAAAUCUAUUUUAUCUGCUUAAUCAACAUAAAUUAGUUAGAAAGUCAUCAAUUAAUCAUCAACUCAGUUUAAUAUUUAUUAAAUCCACUUUUAGCCUAUUUUUAAGUAAAUAUUGCUUUGAUUUAUUAAGUGUUAUUUCACUCCAGUCUCAGUUUUUUUGUGUUUGCUGCAUGGUACGUCAUAAAAUACACAAGUUUUUUUUUUUUUUUUUAAUGGAUAUUUUCCAAAUUUACUUCAGUCAAAACUUGAUAAAAAUCUAUAUUUACAUUAAAAUCUAUCAGCCCUACCUCUAGUCAAUGAGCUGGCCUAAUAAUAACUCUGAGCCUUGACACUAUCCACGGCCACUUUCACAGUAUUAAAACAGUCAGUCCAAACAACCGGGCCCUCCUUUAGUGAACUGGCUUCACCUUGGGAAAGUUUGGUCAACAACACAAACUGAGGUGCUGCUCAAACAUAAACACACCCAAACCUGAUAUGACUCACCUGUGACUUACAGAUUAGAAAUUUAUCUCUGCCAAGGAGGUUAUGUUUUUACCAGCGUUGGUUUGUCUGUCUGUCUGUGUGCAAGAUAACUCAAAAAGUUAUGGACAGAUUUGGAUGAAAAUUUCAGGAAAUGUAGGUACUGGCACAGGGAACAAAUGAUGACAUUUUGGUGGUGAUCGAGGGGGGGCGACUGAUCUGCCUUGGCGGAGGUCUGCGCUCUCCGAGUGCUUUUCUAGUUUGUCAUGUAUUAAUAAAUAAUUCACUGAGAUGUACAGUUAAAGGAUGAAUUGUUCUUUUAUAGGCUGAGAAAAGCCUAUUUCUACUCAUUUUUAUCAGACUAACUCUUUAAAAAGCCUCUUGGAUCAUCUGAAAAAUUUAUUGUGGCAAAGAUGGAAUUAGGAUUGUUUUUUUGAGCUCAUGGAAAGUUUACUUUUUAGAGACUCAGGGUUUACACAACUACACUGCAAACAUAUGAUCAACUUGUAGUCUAUAGUGGGCUGCUGUAGAUUAAACUGCCAACAGUUCAUGAAGUAGCUCAAAAGAACUCAACAUUAAACAUCAGGAAAAACAUAACAUACACACAAAUAUAUGUAAAUUCAAAAACACUAUAUUGUAUUUAAUAACAAAACUACAACUACUUUGACUUACGUUUUUCUAUACAUUUACUUGUAGCACAGGAUAUAUAGAAAAUGUUGGAUCUGAAUACUUCUACCACUGUUCAUUUAAGAUUGUAAACAUAAAAAUAUCAAUUAUAUAAUUACCAUGGAAAGUUGAGACCACAAAAACAAUGAGUCUGGUUUUCUCUCACUUUAACCCUGACAUUUUAUUGUUUUCAUGCAAUAAAAUGAUCAUUUACAAAGGGAUUGAAGUAUGAUCUUGUGUAAAUUCUGCUUUGAAAAAGGAUUUGACCAACAUGACAUCAAA
Messenger RNA from Sphaeramia orbicularis (orbiculate cardinalfish), 2812 nucleotides. RefSeq names its product regulator of G-protein signaling 5. Bases 204 to 689 code for a protein of 161 amino acids. The transcript is spliced from 6 exons. The record is from RefSeq and is a predicted model, not a curated record. NCBI's taxonomy places the organism in Eukaryota, Metazoa, Chordata, Actinopteri, Kurtiformes, Apogonidae.